Gossypium raimondii (Peruvian cotton) is the source of this 2107-nucleotide messenger RNA. Its product is annotated as transcription factor bHLH130. Gene Ontology annotation, cellular component: nucleus. NCBI's taxonomy places the organism in Eukaryota, Viridiplantae, Streptophyta, Magnoliopsida, Malvales, Malvaceae. The transcript has 9 exons. Gene Ontology annotation, molecular function: DNA-binding transcription factor activity, RNA polymerase II-specific; RNA polymerase II cis-regulatory region sequence-specific DNA binding; protein dimerization activity. Bases 475 to 1938 code for a protein of 487 amino acids. The record is from RefSeq and is a predicted model, not a curated record. Gene Ontology annotation, biological process: regulation of transcription by RNA polymerase II.
UUACCAUUAUUCGCGUUAGCUUAAUUUCAAGCCCUCAAAGACUUUUUUAUGGAAAAAGCAAAGAAACCCUUCACUGAUAACUCCAUAACUGAGCUUAGAGAAUCAUCAAACACCAAAACCAACAAAGACCCAUCAUUUUAUCUCCAGAAUCUGCGUCGAACCGAAGCAACAAAAACAGGUCGUUCAACAUCAAAGGUUGCUCUCACGGUCACUGUACUCACUGCAUUCCCAUGGUCAAAUAUGUAGCUUUCUAAACUUCAAGGAACACUGAGUAAGGUUGUAAAAAGAAUCGGAAUGUCCAACUUGUAGGAAACUGUUUACUGGGAUUUUUUUUUUUUUUCAAUGUGGGGAAUUUAAAGAUGAAAGGGAAGAUAUGAUGUUUGAUGAAAGGUUGCUAAGGACAAGAAGUACCAAAGAAAUGUCAAAUCCUGAAGUAUUUGGAGAUUGUGAACUGUGAGCUUUGUAUAUAAAACAAUGGAUGAUUAUCUCGAUCAGUAUUUCGCUUCUUUGUCUUGGUCGGAUGUGAAUUUUAAGGAAAGAUCACCUUGGGUUCUUAGUGAACCUGAUCAGCCAAAUGCACUGCUGCCUAGUUCACCUAUAAGCAUGAUCGGUUCGAACCACGGGAUGGAGUGCUUAGCUACACAGAGUACUCCUCUAGGUGUUGGACCGCAAACAAAUGGCGAAAGUUUGGGACUGCAGUUUAAUGCAGGUGUUCAUUCCUCUGGUUCAUUAAAGGGUCUUCAAGUUGUCGGUGAUAUGACCACCCUGUCUCAAUCAUUUAACGAGGGAGGGAAUGUACUAUGCAAUGGAGGUGAAUCUUCUGAAUUUCAGAGAUCACUUACAGGCUUAGAAACCCUUUGUUCGAUACCGCAAUUGUGGCAUCCACAACCCUAUGAUGGUCUAAUUUCUUCCCUUCCUAUGGGACAAACCCAAAUGCAAAGCUCUAGUCUUCAAGGAGAUAAUGGAAAUGUUGAUGAUGGCAAUAUUAACAGAUUUGUUGAAAUCGAUAAAUUUCUGCAACUCGAGAACUUAUCCGCAUCGAUCAAUGCAAAGGAAAAACAAGAUAUGCAAAAUUCUUGUUACUCGUCUUUUCCUGCCGACCGUCCGAUGACAGAUAUGAUGAUAGACUUACCAUCUCUGCUGCAGAGUUCAUCACCUGCACCGAACAAAGGCUGCAAUGGAACUGGGAAGCCUCAAGUUAGAGCACGUCGAGGUCAGGCUACUGAUCCACACAGCAUCGCAGAGAGGCUUCGAAGGGAGAAGAUUGCUGAAAGGAUGAAGAAUCUGCAAGAACUUGUACCGAACUCCAAUAAGACUGACAAGGCCUCUAUGCUUGACUCAAUCAUCGAGUACGUCAAGUUCCUUCAACUCCAAGUCAAGGUACUAAGCAUGAGUAGGCUAGGAGCAGCAGGGGCAGUAGUUCCUCUCAUAACUGAUGGCCAAGCUGAGGGAUCUAAUGGCUUGACACUAACACCCUUGGCAAUGGGAAGUGAUGGAGUUGAUUGUUCACCGUCUCCCGAACAAGUUGUUUUUGAACAAGAAGUGGUGAAACUCAUGGAAUCCAAUGUGACAAUAGCCAUGCAAUAUCUGCAAAGUAAAGGUCUAUGCAUUAUGCCGAUCGCGCUUGCCGCUGCCAUAUCCAACGGGAAGGCAUCGUCCUCGUCAUCAUCAGGUCCUGUUUCCGAGGAAAGGAAGAAAUUCGGUUUCACCAACAGUGUUAUAAGCAAUGAUGAUAGAGUUCACAACACCACCACCUGCAGCAGCAGCAGUGACAGUGGUGUUCGGAAUUCCAACAGUAGUAACAGCAGUGGCACUGGCAACUUGUCUGGUGUUGGGAUUCAUCAAUCAACCUCUGAUGGUAAUUUCAUGAUUGAAAAGAUCAAUGGUUGCAAUGGUACCUUUAAACAAGAAGUCAACACUUUGUGUACUGCCAAAUGACUGAAAAUCCCAAACCAUGGAUGCUGGACUUACAUUUAACAAAGUAGUUAUUGGACUUCCAUUGUCUUCUUUGUUCUCUAUGUUUUGCUUUUUCCUUCCAGGAAAGUGUAUGCUAAUAUAUGUACAUAUAAUCAUGUUAUAUAGACUAUGGUUAAAGUUUACCAUAUAA